Molecule: messenger RNA, 11347 nt
Organism: Malurus melanocephalus (red-backed fairy wren)
Lineage: Eukaryota; Metazoa; Chordata; Aves; Passeriformes; Maluridae
Gene: TTC28
Product: tetratricopeptide repeat domain 28
Exons: 22
Coding region: 101-7501 (2466 amino acids)
Molecular function (GO): protein binding
Source: RefSeq, a predicted model, not a curated record
CGGGCCCGGAACGUGGCGCCGGGGGCCGGAGCGGGAUCGGCCUGGCGGGGGCGGCGGCGGCCCCGGCCCCCGAAAGAGAAGGAGGAGGAGGAGGAGCGCGAUGGAGCAACAGGCGCCGCCGCCAACCCCGCCGGGGGCCGUGGCGGUGGGCCGGGCUCGGCGGGAGCAGGACGCGGAGCCUCCUCGGGCUUCUUUCUGCGGAUCAAAAUCUUUCCGAAGAAAAAGUCCUGACAGUCCCAUGUUGAGCAAAGCUGAAUUUGUUGAGAAGGUUCGCCAGAGCAACCAGGCUUGCCAUGAUGGUGAUUUCCACACUGCAAUYGUGCUGUACAACGAGGCCUUGGGGGUGGACCCUCAGAACUGCAUUCUCUACAGCAACCGUUCUGCAGCCUACAUGAAAAUCCACCAGUAUGACAAGGCUUUGGAUGAUGCCAUCAAAGCACGGCUUCUGAAUCCCAAGUGGCCAAAGGCAUACUUCCGACAGGGCGUGGCCCUGCAGUACCUGGGACGCCAUGCGGAUGCUCUGGCCGCCUUUGCCUCGGGGCUGGCGCAGGACCCCAAGAGCCUCCAGCUCCUGGUUGGCAUGGUGGAGGCCGCCAUGAAAUCUCCCAUGAGAGAGUCCCUGGAGCCCACCUACCAACAACUGCAGAAGAUGAAGCUGGACAAGAGCCCCUUUGUUGUGGUGUCUGUGAUCGGCCAGGAGCUCCUGACUGCAGGCCACCACGGGGCCUCUGUGGUGGUGCUAGAGGCUGCCCUGAAGAUUGGCACUUGCAGCCUGAAGCUGCGGGGAUCGGUGUUCUCUGCACUGAGCAGUGCCUACUGGUCCCUUGGGAACACAGAGAAAAGCACUGGAUACAUGCAGCAGGACUUGGACGUAGCCAAGAGUUUAGGUGACCAGACGGGAGAAUGCCGAGCUCAUGGAAAUCUGGGCUCUGCAUUCUUCUCUAAAGGAAAUUACCGGGAAGCCCUYACUAACCACAGACAUCAGCUGGUGCUUGCCAUGAAGCUCAAGGACAGAGAGGCAGCAUCCUCRGCACUGAGCAGCCUGGGCCACGUGUACACGGCCAUCGGGGACUACCCAAAUGCGCUGGCCAGCCACAAGCAGUGUGUCCUCCUUGCCAAACAGUCCAAAGAUGAGCUCUCCGAGGCACGGGAGCUGGGCAACAUGGGAGCAGUGUACAUUGCAAUGGGGGAUUUUGAAAAUGCAGUGCAGUGCCACGAACAACAUCUGAAGAUCGCCAAGGAGCUGGGGAACAAGCGGGAGGAAGCUCGAGCCUACAGCAACCUGGGCAGCGCUUACCACUACCGCAGGAACUUCGACAAAGCCAUGUCCUACCACAACUAUGUGUUGGAGCUGGCCCAGGAGCUGGCUGAGAAGGCCAUUGAGAUGCGAGCCUAUGCUGGCCUGGGCCAUGCAGCUAGAUGUAUGCAGGACCUGGAGAGGGCUAAGCAGUACCACGAAGAGCAGUUGCACAUUGCCGAGAGCCUGCAGGACCGAGCUGCUGAAGGCAGAGCCUCUUCCAAUCUAGGAAUCAUUCACCAGAUGAAGGGUGACUACGACACGGCGCUGCGGCUGCACAAGACACACCUGUCCAUCGCGCAGGAGCUGAGCGAUUACGCGGCCCAGGGCCGGGCCUACGGCAACAUGGGCAACGCUUACAACGCCCUGGGCAUGUACGACCAGGCUGUCAAAUACCACCGGCAGGAGCUGCAGAUCUCCAUGGAAGUCAACGACCGCGCCUCUCAAGCAUCCACCCACGGCAACUUGGCUGUUGCCUAUCAGGCGCUGGGUGCCCACGACCGUGCCCUGCAGCACUACCAAAAUCAUCUCAACAUCGCCCGGGAGCUGCGGGACAUCCAGAGCGAAGCGCGAGCCCUCAGCAAUUUGGGCAACUUCCAUUGCACGCGAGGAGAGUACGUGCARGCGGCCCCGUACUACGAGCAGUACCUGCGCUUGUCCCCGGAGCUGCAGGACAUGGAAGGGGAGGGGAAGGUUUGCCAUAACCUUGGCUAUGCCCAUUAUUGCCUCGGCAACUAUGAGGAGGCUGUUAARUACUACGAGCAGGAUCUCGCCUUGGCGAAGGAUCUUCAUGACAAGCUGAGCCAAGCCAAAGCCUAUUGCAACCUGGGCCUGGCUUUCAAAGCCUUGAUGGACUUCAACAAAGCAGAGGAGUGUCAAAAGUACCUGUUGUCCCUGGCACAGUCUCUGAACAAUUCCCAGGCUAAAUUCCGAGCUCUGGGGAAUUUGGGGGAUAUUUUUGUCUGUAAAAGAGAUGUACAUGGUGCAAUAAAAUUUUAUGAGCAGCAGUUGAGCUUGGCCCAUCACGUUAAAGACAGGAGACUGGAAGCCAAUGCCUAUGCAGCCCUGGGCUCCGCAUACAGGAUGGUGCAGAAGUGUGACAAAGCUUUAGGUUACCACACGCAGGAGCUGGAGGUGUACCAGGAGCUGGGGGAUAUGUCGGGCGAAUGCAGAGCACACGGUCACCUUGCUGCGGUGUACAUGGCACUUGGCAAGUACACCAUGGCCUUCAAGUGCUAUGAAGAGCAGCUGGAGCUGGGGCAGAAGCUGAAGGACCCCGGCAUCGAAGCCCAAGUCUACGGUAACAUGGGCAUUACCAAGAUGAACAUGAAUGUCAUGGAGGAGGCGAUUGGCUACUUCGAACAGCAGCUGGCCAUGCUGCAGCAGCUCAGUGGCAACGAGUCCGUGUUAGAUCGGGGCCGAGCGUAYGGGAACCUGGGAGAUUGUUACGAGGCUCUGGGAGAUUUUGAGGAAGCUAUAAAGUAUUACGAACAGUACCUGUCUGUGGCUCAAAGCUUAAACCGUAUGCAAGAUCAGGCAAAAGCCUACCGAGGCUUGGGCAGUGGGCACAGGGCUAUGGGGAGUUUACAGCAGGCUCUGGUGUGCUUUGAGAAGAGGCUUGUAGUGGCACACGAGCUGGGGGAGGCAUUUGACAAAGCCCAGGCUUACGGGGAGCUGGGCAGCCUGCACAGCCAGCUGGGCAACUACGAGCAAGCCAUCUCGUGCCUGGAGCGGCAGCUGAGCAUCGCCCGCGAGAUGAAGGACCGAGCCCUGGAGAGCGACGCUGCCUGCGGCCUGGGCGGGGUGUACCAGCACAUGGGCGAGUACGAGACCGCCCUGCAGUACCACCAGCUGGACCUGCAGAUCGCCGAGGAGACCAACAACCCCGCUGGCCAGGGCCGUGCCUAYGGCAACCUGGGCCUUACCUACGAGUCCUUGGGCACCUACGAGAGGGCAGUGGUUUAUCAGGAGCAGCAUCUCAGCAUCGCAGCGCAAAUGAAYGACCUGGUGGCCAAAACUGUGUCUUACAGCAGCCUGGGGAGGACUCAUCAUGCUUUGCAGAACUAUUCUCAGGCUGUGAUGUACCUGCAGGAAGGACUGAGGCUGGCAGAGCAGCUGGGACGCCGAGAAGAUGAAGCAAAAAUCCGUCAUGGCCUUGGCCUCUCCCUCUGGGCGAGUGGGAACCUGGAGGAGUCCCAGCACCAGCUGUACCGGGCCUCGGCGCUGUUUGAAACCAUCCGRCACGAGGUGCAGCUGAGCACAGAUUACAAGCUGUCACUCUUUGACCUGCAGACAUCCUCCUACCAGGCCCUGCAGCGAGUGCUUGUCAGUCUGGGUCACCAUGAUGAGGCACUGGCAGUAGCUGAGAGAGGACGAACGAGGGCUUUUGCUGACCUGCUUGUGGAACGUCAGACUGGGCAGCAGGACUCAGAUCCCUAUUCUCCUGUGACCCUUGACCAGGUCCUGGAGACWGUGAAUGGCCAGAGGGGACUUGUUCUCUACUACUCGCUGGCUGCAGGUUAUCUGUACAGCUGGCUGCUGGCUCCUGGGGCAGGAAUUCUGAAAUUCCAUGAGUAUUAUYUGGGUGACAGCCUGACAGAAAAUGCUGGGGACUUCCAUGAAGCCAACAGCGUGGCCCUGCAGACACUGACAAACUCAGCACUGGAGCAGCACAUCUCCAGCGUGCGGGAGGCUCUGGGMGUGGAUUCCUACUAUACCAGAGCCUGUGCUAGCAGUGAGACAGAGAGUGAAGCUGGGGAUAUCAUGGACCAGCAGUUUGAGGAGAUGAAUAACAAGCUGAACUCAAUGAGUGAUCCAACUGGCUUCCUGAGGAUGGUCAGCAGGAACAACCUGUUGAACAGGAGCUGCCAGAGCAUGACCAGCCUGUUCAGCAGCACCAUGUCKCCUGUUAAGGAUGGAACAUCAUCACUUCCAAGGAGGCAGACUUCWUUCACCAAGCCCCCACUCCGUGCUCUCUACGACUUAUUGAUAGGACCCAUGGAAGGAGGUUUGAUGCAUUCCAGUGGGCCUGUUGGCCGCCACCGCCAGCUGAUCCUGGUUCUGGAGGGAGAGCUGUACCUCAUUCCUUUYGCUCUGCUGAAGGGCAGCUCCUCCAACGAGUACCUCUACGAGCGCUUCAGCCUCAUUGCAGUGCCGUCCAUCCAGUCGCUGAAUCCCAGCUCCAAGUCCCACGUGAGGAAGAAUACUCCUGCUUACUCCAGUUCUACCUCAAUGGCAGCUGUUAUAGGAAACCCCAAGCUCCCUUCAGCAGUUAUGGACAGGUGGCUGUGGGGACCUAUGCCCUCUGCAGAAGAGGAAGCAUAUAUGGUAUCUGAGUUACUUGGCUGUCAGCCCUUAGUCGGCAGCUCAUCAACAAAAGAGAGAGUCAUGAGUGCCCUCACUCAGGCUGAAUGUGUCCACUUUGCAACCCACGUCUCCUGGAAACUGGCUGCUUUGGUCCUGACACCCAACACUGACAGCAACCCAGCCAGCAGCAAGAGCUCUUUUGGGAACCCCUACACAAUCCCAGAAUCUCUUAGGAUGCAGGAUGAUGCCAGUGAUGUGGAGAGCAUCUCGGACUGCCCUCCUCUUCAGGAGUUCCUGCUUACAGCAGCUGAUGUCCUGGAUCUGCGUCUUCCUGUCAAGCUGGUGGUUCUUGGCUCUUACCAAGAGUCCAACAGCAAAGUCACUUCUGAUGGAGUCAUUGGCUUGACAAGAGCAUUCCUGGCUGCUGGGGCUCARUGUGUCCUCGUGUCACUGUGGCCCAUCCCUGUGGCUGCUUCCAAAAUGUUUGUGCACGCCUUCUAUUCUUCUCUCCUAAACGGGAUGAAAGCCAGCGCAGCCCUGGGGGAAGCAAUGAAAACYGUGCAGAGCAGCAAGCAGUUCUCCCAUCCAGCCAACUGGGCAGGCUUCAUGCUUAUUGGGAGUGAUAUGAAGCUGAACAGCCCUUCUUCGCUGGUGGGACAGGCCCUGACRGAGAUCCUGCAGCACCCUGAAAGGGCCCGUGAUGCUCUGCGUGUCCUGCUUCAUCUGGUGGAGAAAUCAUUGCAGCGAAUCCAGAACGGGCAGCACAACUCCAUGUACACCUCCCAGCAGAGCGUGGAGAACAAAGUUGGWGGCAUCCCGGGCUGGCAGGCACUCCUCACAGCCGUGGGAUUUCGGCUGGACCCGCCAGCCAGCGGCCUCCCAGCAGCAGUGUUCUUCCCAACCUCGGACCCCGGGGACCGGCUGCAGCAGUGCAGCACCACCAUCCAGUCCCUCCUAGGUUUGCCUAACCCUGCACUUCAGGCACUUUGUAAACUUAUCACAGCUUCAGAGACAGGAGAGCAGCUUAUCAACAGGCUGCAUCAAGUCCUGGUUCAACUUCAGGCGGGUGAGAAGGAGCAAGAUUUCCCCUCUGCACCAAUCCAGGUCUCCAUCAGUGUCCAGCUCUGGAGGCUGCCUGGUUGUCAUGAGUUUCUGGCAGCUCUAGGUUUUGACCUUUGUGAAGUUGGCCAAGAGGAGGUCAUUCUGAAAACUGGGAAACAAGCUACCAGGAGGACCAUGCACUUUGCUCUACAAUCCUUGCUGGCACUUUUUGAUUCUACAGAGCUGCCCAAGCGCCUUAGCCUGGACAGUUCCUCAUCACUGGAGUCACUGGCUUCUGCUCAGUCUGUUUCCAACCCUGCACCCCAGUAUCAAAACCCUCCAUUCUCUCCUACCUGUCCAGACAGCAUUGCCUCAGAUGCCAUUUCUGUGUACAGCCUGAGCUCCAUUGCUUCUUCYAUGAGCUUUGUUUCCAAGCCAGAGAAUGUUCUGGAUGGGGCAGGACACAGAGGACGCCAGGAUUAUGAGAGGCCCAAGAAUAUYUAUCCACACAGGUCUGCAGCUCAGAGCCAGCUGUCACCACAAGCCACUGCAGCCAGCAAAGAUGAGGAAGAGUAUGAAGGUUUCUCUAUAAUCAGCAACGAGCCUUUGGCCAGUUACCAAGAAAACAUAAAACCAAGAUUUUCCCCUGAUCACAAACAGCYCAAAACUAGUCAGAAUGGAGGCAUUAAAGUGUCUGUCAACUCCAAAGGGAGCAUAAGUACUCCAAAUUCCCCUGUUAAAAUGACUCUCAUCCCCAGCCCAAACUCACCUUUCCAAAAAGUUGGGAAACUCGCAAGUUCCGAUACUGGGGAAUCGGACCAGUCUAGUACYGAGACUGACAGCACCGUCAAAUCCCAGGAGGACAGCAAUCCAAAGCUUGAUCCGCAAGAGUUGGCCCAAAAAAUUCUGGAGGAAACUCAGAGUCACCUCCUUGCUGUUGAACGCCUCCAGAGAAGCAGCAGCAGCCAGMUAARCAAGAGCAACAGUUCGGAUGAUGGRGCUCCCACCCCGGCCGGCGGCUCCGCGUUCCGCUCCUCGGAGACCAGCGCCUUCAGCCGCCCGCUCAGCUCCAGCCAGAGGAACCAAUCUUCACCUCUUGCAAUUAAACCAAAGCCUCCAACGAGGAGUUCAUCCCUUCAGAAGGUGAGUUCUGGCUAUAACAGCCCCACAACGUCGGAGAUGUCCAACAGAGAAGGCACAGGUCAGUACAGUGGGCAGCCGUCUCCAGGCUGUGAUUCGCAUGGGUCCCUAACUGAGCAGCCUCCCUUUAAACUCAAAUAUCCCAGCUCUCCUUACAGUGCUCACAUUUCUAAAUCACCCAGAAAUAUCUCUCCGAGCUCAGGGCAUCAGUCUCCUGGUGGCAGCACUCCAUCUCCUGCUCUUUCUUAUUCCUCAGCUGGUUCUGCUCGCUCAAGCCCAGCUGAUGCCCCAGACAUAGACAAAUUAAAAUUGGCUGCCAUCGAUGAAAAAGUGCAAGCAAUUCACAACUUAAAGAUGUUCUGGCAAAGCACUCCUCACCAUUCCACUGGCCCAAUAAARAUUCUCCGAGGAGCUCCUGGAACAAUGACUUCUAAGAAAGAUGUCCUCAGCUUGCUCAAUUUAUCUCCACGGCACAGCAAAGAAGAAAGUGCAGAGAAGCUGGAACUGAAGGACCUAUCUAUUGGGCAACACCUUGCUGCUUCACCACAGAAGAUCCCUCCAAAUGGACACAGACACCCUGAAACCACAAAUGCCGUGACAUCAGCUCAUUCCUCACCUGGCAACACUCUAGGAACYGUGCGUCCCCUGAGGCUGCCAGCUGGGAAUGGGUAUAAAUUUUUGUCACCGGGAAGAUUUUUCCCUUCCUCCAAAUGUUGAAAURUCCCGAGUACCAGCUGAUGACUUACAGUCUUGUUCAAGUAUUUGCUUCUGCCCACUUGCCUUUACCAAAACAGAACCAGUACCUAAGCAGCCAUGGUGAUGCCCUCAGCUGGCAGUGCCCAGGGAUGGGACAGGCUGGCCUGCUGUCACUGUGGGGGCACACAACCCCACACACAUGGGUUUUUGUUUCCCUUAUCAAGACCUUGGCCAGACUCACCUGAUAACAGGUUCUUUGUAGUGUUCAGUAUUUGAAGCAGCAGGUGCAAAGCAUCUGGUAGUCUGUUCAUUAAAUACUGGCUUUUAAGCCACCUCCUUGUAUUUCUUAUCCAGAAGUUUUACAGCUGGCUUUUUGUACAGAAAUUAUACAUAUCAGGGGUUGGAGGGGAAAGGGAGAGGAGGCAGAACGUUCCUGUGUACCACAAAGAACAUAUAUAAAGUUUCUGCCUGGAGAAAGAUGAGCCAUUUACUCAACUGCUUUCAAAGCUGACAGAGGAGAAGAUCACACACCUCUAGACACCUCUGCCAGGUUGGCCGAACCAGAAACUGCUGUCAGUAAAACUCCAUAGCAGCAGGAUCUGGCAGUUCUYUUGCAUCAUUUAGAGGCUGGUGAAACAAAGACGAGAGGAGAGAGGUGCCCCGUUCUAAAAUCUGCAUCUCAGGUAACUUUUCUGGAGGGAAACUCCUCUGAUGAGACUUAGCUGGUUGGUCUGCUUAAAGGAAAUGUUUGGGGCCUAAUGAACCAGGUGAGCCUGAGUGUAAGGUAGUGAGUGUGUGUCAGAGGGACAAAUUCUGGUUUUAUUGAGUGCUCUGGUCUCUCUGACCACAUUGUGAAGGCGAAUCUUUUAUCCUGGCAAGUAUUUGGGCAGUAGUUGUGUCUCUGCUUGGUGAGCACAGAAAAGGAUACUGUUGCUGCAGCUCAGAACAUCAUUUUGCAGUUCCACAGCAGGCAAGAGUGUGACAUCAGUGUUUGUGAUUCAGACAUCACCUGACCAAAAAAUCCCUCCUUGAUCCAGCUAAAUCAUUUCCAUGGCUCAGCUUAGGCAGGUCUAUGAACCUUUUCCCUGCUGUGGGAAUUUGGAGGUUUCCUUUGGAGCAGGUGUAGCAGUGUGAGCAGCUGUGGGUGCAGUUGGAGCUGGAGCACGAGGCAGCGAGCGGAGGGGCUGGAUGCAGAACCUGAGUGCCCUCUGACAUGGGGAGGAAAGGUGACCAAGAGUACCCCCAGGGUGAUGUGAACAGUCAGCUUCCCUGGGCUAGGWGGGGUUUAGGAGUUUGGGGUUGGGGUGGAGAUGUUUCCAAGAGGCURUUGAAUGCAGGGAUGUGAUCAGGAUCCCCGUGAUCGCCUGCAUGCACCGACCCCACACGUGAGCUCAGAUCCACGCAAGGUAUUCACAGGCCAYGGGCUACCAAGUCAGAGCACUGGAUCACCAAGGCUUUUGGUGUCUCCUCUGCACUCCCAGAACUGGCUGAGUGACUGAAGGCUAAUCACUUCACCUCUCCGUGCCUCGUCUUCCCGUUCUAUCUAAAUGGGGAUAGUAACAUUUAUCUACCUACCUCACAGAGGUGUUGUGAGGCUGAAUUCAUCAAGCCCUGAGUUUUAGCUGGAUCUUAAGUCACCUUCCAGUCUGCAGCUGACUCCCUGAAUGGAGAGUGCAGGCGGCUCUGUGGAUGUACCAGAGGUACGUCGCUGAUGCAGAGAAUUGUACUAAGUGUGGCUGGAUGCUCUUGUUGUAAAUGUGGGUCUGAAAAUUUGUGAUUUUCUUAGAGAUAUUGGAGGAAAAGAAUGAUAGCAGGGCAGAGAAUUCAGUUCUGAUCCAGAAAGAUUAAAUUGCUUAGGCUCAGCUUACUCACAAGGCAUAAUCAGAUGGUAGGUGUGAGAAUAUUCUGGAAUCUGCUGGUUUUGGGAGAAUGUUUUCCUUUAUAUGUCACAAAGAAUGAACACAAGCACUAAAGGCAAAGGAUACUGGGCUGGGUUGUUACAGCCAGCUAAUGAGGGAGGAGGAUCACCAAAGUUUUCAGUGCAGAGAGAAGGAGUAGUUACCUACUCAUGCACAAUGUAGCAGAAGAGUUGAAUUAAUCUGUUCAACUCAUUAUGAUGCAAGUUAUUUGUCUGUACAUGACAUCUACCUGUGAUGGUUUGGUGCUAAACAUCACCUUUGCGUUAUUUGGCAGGAAAAAUUAGAAURGUGGGCCAAAAUGAGUCAGCACAGCAUCUCCACCCUAGUGGAGACAGAGAUGCUGUUGAUCAUGCYACUUGCUGUGGUCAUAGGACUGCUGAGAGACUUCAUGUGACCUGCUCUGUUCCUAACCAGCAUAAACGUUUCGAAACGACAUCCCAGGAACACCCAGGAUGGAAGUGGGCAGCUUUUUGUUUAUAGCAACAGCAAAUACUCCCUGUAGUGCUGCAUAAACAUGCCAGAAAUAAGCCUCUUUGUUGUAGUUUACUUCCAUAACUAAAGGAUCUUUUAACUUGUAGAAAUUCUACGCUGCCGUUUUGUUACAACCCAUUUCUGCUCUCCAGCAGGUUUCAUGCUGGCUUAAAGCUUUCAAACAGAGCUAAAUCGGGGUGGGGGGUGUGGGGGAGUGGUUCUUCUGUUGUUGUUUUUAAGGAGGGGGGAGCAUUAGAAGCAGGGAAGGGUUCAGAUGUAGAGAAAGUUCAGUAUUUGGGAAUUUGAUGUUGUAUAAAUAUGGAAGGUGAGUGUCACUAGAACAAGUCUUUUGGGAAAUAGGUCUCCGUUGACUUGGCACGGGUCACUUCCAUUGGCUUGCCAGGAGCCAUGAAAUGCAUGCUUACUCGUGGCUGGGAGACACUGCACACUYCUUGUCCCUCACUCCUCCACCUCCUGAAUGAGAAACGACCCCUUUGUGAAGAAAAAAAAAGAGUUUUAUCAGGUUUGCCCAAUACGUGGAGAAAUUCAGGAAAUGAAAAUCACGCGUUCUCCAUUUGCUGUUAGAAUUCCUUCUGUGGGUUUAAUGCAUUUGUCGUUGUUGUAUUUGUGCAUGGUACAAGUGACAACACUGCGUAAUACAGUGAGCAAUAACAAUUAGGUAUUAACCACUUUCACAUAAAACCUGCCACAUGCAACCAUGUCCCAAGGCCAUAGAAUGUUUUGGGUUUGCCCUGUACGUUUUACUGUGUGAGAUUUCAGAUUUUUUUUGUUGAUUGUCUUUAGCUCCAACUAAAUGGGAACAGUAAACAACCCCUGUGAUCAAAUUCUAGUUUAAUUUGAUUUUGUUGGUUAGCCUGUACCUCUGGCCUGAUAUUGGUUUUCCUUCUCUUUAAUCAUACYUUACUGAAACAAGGAAAAAGCAUUGAGGGGGUGCUACACCCACACAUAUCACUCUAGGCCAUCUUUUCUUUCAUUAGGGCAAGCUCUUUCUGUGAACAUCUCUUCCAAGUUGCAGAACAGAUCAGGGGCACAGAGGUGUCUGUGAAUCUGUUAGGAAGCACUGGUAGUUUCAACUGGAUGGUGAUCAUGGGUUUGAGCAGUUUYGGGUUCAUUGCAUUGCCAUGCUGCCCAGAAGGGCUGCACUGUGUGUGGGCACUCAUCCCCUCAGCUGCAGAACCCCUUCAGAAGAGCACUGGAGACAGUGACCCAGAGAGGAUGGUCAGCAGAGGCUUCCCAGCAGCAGCCCUUCAGCACUCGCUCUCCCUACGUGCAGUGUUAGCCAUGUUUGGCCUCUAUGGACUUUCUUUGUAAAUUAAAACUCUGUUUCCAGACAGCAUUAAACUUUUUAUAUUAUGAAAUUUACCAUGUAAAAAGAUUUUCAUAUUUUUAUUGAAAUUGCUAAGGCAUUUGGCCUUUCUUCUUUGUGAUUUCAGUGUCUAUUAAAGCAUGAGUUCUC